GACCAGGCCCCGCCUCUUCCUUUCACCAUCUGCUCGUGGAAAGUGUGAGCGACCCCGGGCGGGAGCGUCACCGCCGACCAUGGCCGAGGAAGGCAUUGCUGCUGGAGGUGUAAUGGAUGUUAACACCGCCCUUCAAGAAGUGCUCAAGACCGCACUUAUCCAUGAUGGCUUAGCCCGUGGAAUUCGUGAAGCUGCCAAAGCCUUAGACAAACGCCAAGCCCACCUCUGUGUUCUCGCAUCCAAUUGUGACGAACCCAUGUACGUCAAGCUGGUCGAAGCACUUUGUGCUGAACAUCAGAUCAACUUGAUAAAGGUUGAUGAUAACAAGAAGCUGGGUGAGUGGAUAGGUCUCUGCAAGAUUGACAGAGAAGGAAAACCACGCAAAGUUGUGGGCUGCAGUUGUGUGGUUGUAAAGGACUAUGGCAAAGAAUCACAGGCCAAAGAUGUCAUCGAAGAAUACUUCAAGUGCAAGAAAUGAACUAAUAAAGUAUAUUUGAGCCUGA
Molecule: messenger RNA, 503 nt
Organism: Varanus komodoensis (Komodo dragon)
Lineage: Eukaryota; Metazoa; Chordata; Lepidosauria; Squamata; Varanidae
Gene: RPS12
Product: ribosomal protein S12
Exons: 6
Coding region: 80-478 (132 amino acids)
Biological process (GO): translation
Cellular component (GO): cytosolic small ribosomal subunit; ribosome
Molecular function (GO): structural constituent of ribosome
Source: RefSeq, a predicted model, not a curated record